AUACACCACUUAUUUUCUAUCGUGCAGCAGCAUUCCCUCAAGCGGCUUCAAACAAAGUAAAGUACAUUACAAACUCUCUACGCGUUCCCCAUAUAAUAUGGAUUCGAGGAAGUCGAACAAGAUUAUGGAGAUAGUAAGACUUCAACAAAUCCUCAAGAAGUGGAAGAAGCUUGCCAAUAACAACAAGACGAGCUCUGGGUCGGGGUCGGGCCCCGCCUCGGUUACUUUAGGCAAUGGUGGGAGUAAGAGCAUGAAGUUUCUGAAGAAAACACUUUCCUUCACGGAAAGCUCGAUUUCUUCUUCUUCUUCAUCGUCAACCACCGACCAAGUCCCGAAAGGAUAUCUUGCGGUCUGCGUGGGAAAGGAGCUCAAGAGACAACAACAAGGAGUGCUAAAGAUUCCAUGUGAAGUCGAAUUGUUUGAGAAAAUGUUGAAGUUGAUGGAAGAAAACAGAGAUGUGUUUUUCUUGAAUGAUCAUAUAAUUGAUCAUGCUGAUUCCGUAAUGAGCUGUUAUUCACCAGAUUGUGACCUAACUUCACCAUCUCAUCACCCUCAGAUGUGUAGAUGAUGAUUUUCUGGAUAUUAUUAGGUGUUCAGUCUUGUCAAGGCACAUGUCCUAAGGUUUUUUUGUGAAAGGGAAUGAAUUUGUAAUUCUCAUUUACAUGUCUGUUGUUCAAAUUUCCUGUCAAAAAUGAGCUAUCUAGCUACUUAUAGCCAUAGGUGAAAUCACAAUUUAGUUAUCAAAGUUCACUUCUCAUUGAUGUGAAUGGCCGAAGAUUCUCCUGUUAGUCGAGGGAUCAAGGUGGGACCGGCCAAAAGCCCUUAACUUAGCUUCAGAACGAGGAACAUGAUCCCUUUUCUGAACAUGCCUUGAAUCUUACCAUUAUUUGAUGCGUUGCCAUCCUUCAA
Messenger RNA from Olea europaea var. sylvestris, 909 nucleotides. RefSeq lists its product as uncharacterized. The record is from RefSeq and is a predicted model, not a curated record. NCBI's taxonomy places the organism in Eukaryota, Viridiplantae, Streptophyta, Magnoliopsida, Lamiales, Oleaceae. The transcript has 2 exons. The coding region runs from base 98 to 568 and encodes 156 amino acids.